AUGUCUGAAAUUACUCUAGGUCGUUACUUGUUCGAAAGAUUAAAGCAAGUUGACACUAACACCAUCUUCGGUGUUCCAGGUGACUUCAACUUGUCCUUGUUGGACAAGGUCUACGAAGUGCAAGGUCUAAGAUGGGCUGGUAACGCUAACGAAUUGAACGCUGCCUACGCUGCUGACGGUUACGCCAGAGUUAAGGGUUUGGCUGCUUUGAUCACCACCUUCGGUGUCGGUGAAUUGUCUGCUUUGAACGGUAUUGCAGGUUCUUACGCUGAACACGUUGGUGUUUUGCACAUUGUUGGUGUUCCAUCUGUCUCUUCUCAAGCUAAGCAAUUGUUGUUGCACCACACCUUGGGUAACGGUGACUUCACUGUUUUCCACAGAAUGUCCGCCAACAUCUCUGAAACCACCGCUAUGUUGACCGACAUCACUGCUGCUCCAGCUGAAAUUGACCGUUGCAUCAGAGUUGCUUACGUCAACCAAAGACCAGUCUACUUGGGUCUACCAGCUAACUUGGUUGACCAAAAGGUCCCAGCUUCUUUGUUGAACACUCCAAUUGAUCUAUCUCUAAAGGAGAACGACCCAGAAGCUGAAACCGAAGUUGUUGACACCGUUUUGGAAUUGAUCAAGGAAGCUAAGAACCCAGUUAUCUUGGCUGAUGCUUGCUGCUCCAGACACGACGUCAAGGCUGAAACCAAGAAGUUGAUCGACUUGACUCAAUUCCCAUCUUUCGUUACUCCUAUGGGUAAGGGUUCCAUCGACGAACAAAACCCAAGAUUCGGUGGUGUCUACGUCGGUACUCUAUCCAGCCCAGAAGUUAAGGAAGCUGUUGAAUCUGCUGACUUGGUUCUAUCUGUCGGUGCUCUAUUGUCCGAUUUCAACACUGGUUCUUUCUCUUACUCUUACAAGACCAAGAACGUUGUUGAAUUCCACUCUGACCACAUCAAGAUCAGAAACGCUACCUUCCCAGGUGUUCAAAUGAAAUUCGUUUUGAAGAAACUAUUGCAAGCUGUCCCAGAAGCUGUCAAGAACUACAAGCCAGGUCCAGUCCCAGCUCCGCCAUCUCCAAACGCUGAAGUUGCUGACUCUACCACCUUGAAGCAAGAAUGGUUAUGGAGACAAGUCGGUAGCUUCUUGAGAGAAGGUGAUGUUGUUAUUACCGAAACUGGUACCUCUGCUUUCGGUAUCAACCAAACUCACUUCCCUAACCAAACUUACGGUAUCUCUCAAGUCUUGUGGGGUUCUAUUGGUUACACCACUGGUUCCACUUUGGGUGCUGCCUUCGCUGCUGAAGAAAUUGACCCUAAGAAGAGAGUUAUCUUGUUCAUUGGUGACGGUUCUCUACAAUUGACCGUUCAAGAAAUCUCCACCAUGAUCAGAUGGGGUCUAAAGCCAUACUUGUUCGUUUUGAACAACGAUGGUUACACCAUUGAAAGAUUGAUUCACGGUGAAACCGCUGAAUACAACUGUAUCCAACCAUGGAAGCACUUGGAAUUGUUGAACACCUUCGGUGCCAAGGACUACGAAAACCACAGAGUCUCCACUGUCGGUGAAUGGAACAAGUUGACUCAAGAUCCAAAAUUCAACGAAAACUCUAGAAUUAGAAUGAUCGAAGUUAUGCUUGAAGUCAUGGACGCUCCAUCUUCUUUGGUCGCUCAAGCUCAAUUGACCGCUGCUACUAACGCUAAGCAAUAA
This is a messenger RNA of Zygosaccharomyces rouxii, 1692 nucleotides long. It is a transcript of the gene PDC1, whose product is annotated as indolepyruvate decarboxylase 1. The coding region runs from base 1 to 1692 and encodes 563 amino acids. Gene Ontology annotation, molecular function: carboxy-lyase activity; magnesium ion binding; thiamine pyrophosphate binding. The transcript has a single exon. The record is from RefSeq and is a predicted model, not a curated record. Lineage: Eukaryota; Fungi; Ascomycota; Saccharomycetes; Saccharomycetales; Saccharomycetaceae.